This is a messenger RNA of Sycon ciliatum, 549 nucleotides long. RefSeq lists its product as uncharacterized. Gene Ontology annotation, molecular function: nucleic acid binding. The transcript has a single exon. NCBI's taxonomy places the organism in Eukaryota, Metazoa, Porifera, Calcarea, Leucosolenida, Sycettidae. The record is from RefSeq and is a predicted model, not a curated record. Bases 1 to 549 code for a protein of 182 amino acids.
AUGCGCAGAUUAUGGGACACCGCUAAGAAGUUCAGCAAGGUACCUCGGCAUUACCGAAUUACCUUGAGCAGCGACUGUCGUAAGGACCUUCUGUGGUGGCAGGAGUUCUUAGCUAGUUGGAAUGGCAAGUCGUUCUUCCUGUACCAGGCCGAGACUUCCAGUACCGACUUAGGUCUAUACACUGAUGCUAGUGGCACCCUUGGAUGGGGCGCCUAUUAUGCCAACGAGGGCAGGUGGAUGUACAGCCGCUGGGAGCAAGACACCAUGGACCUGUCCAUUGAGUACAAGGAACUGUUUCCUAUUCUCGUUGCGUGUGCCACGUGGGGACAUAUGUGGUGCCGGCUUCGCAUAGCAUUCCACUGCGACAAUCAGGCCGUGGUUGAUUGCUUGGCUUCGGGCACGUCAAAGUCUCCACCUGUGAUGGCCCUCAUCCGCAAACUGUUCUUUGUGUGUGCGAGGCAUAACUUCUGUGUCGUAGCCCGUCAUGUGCCUGGCAAGUCUAAUGCAAUUGCGGAUGCCCUCUCUCGUUUUAAAAUGCAGGAAUUUUGA